Messenger RNA from Pocillopora meandrina, 8693 nucleotides. NCBI's taxonomy places the organism in Eukaryota, Metazoa, Cnidaria, Anthozoa, Scleractinia, Pocilloporidae. The record is from the annotation of a GenBank genome assembly.
AUGUUUUGGUUGUAUUGGAAGGGAAUGGAAGAAAAAUUGUGGAAGCUUGGCAAGCUCAACCAUGUUGCAAUUGCUGUUCCUGAUCUAGGUAAAUUAAUGCUUAUGAACAGUUGGAGUCAUCAAAAUGACUAUUGUCAUGUUGACAAUCCACCUGGCAACUUUAAUUGUCAAAUUUAGGUAUGGGAACUUUGUUGAAUUAUUUGUAAAUUCAACCUGAUAAAGGUUUGUUAUGAAUUUAUUUGCACCAACCUCCUAUUAGGCUAUCCCACUCAGACAAUUCAUGGAUGGAGAGAGACACUGUGAGAGGGAGGUGUGUCAAUCAAGAAGACAAAAUAUUGACCUAGCCAGAUCUUGAACCUAAAUUUCUCAUUUUACUGUCUAGCACACUAAGCAUUAAGCCACCAUCUGCUAUUAUAUUUAGAAAAUGAGUUAUAUCUGUUUUUUGUUUUUAUUGUAGAACAAGCGAGCAAGAUGUAUAGGAGUGUAUUAGGUGCUGAUGUUAGUGAUGUGCAAGUGAGUCAAGUUGAAUGAAGCUGAAGUUAAUCAAAGGGUAUAUGGAACCAAAGGUCCUAAGUGACAUCUGAUAGAAUGUUAGAUUCUCCUUUCAAACUCUCUCUAAUUCCCUUGUGAAACACAGGGAGAAAUUGAUGCUGCGUUGAGAGCUGUUAUUUCACACACCACUUACUAAUAUAUUAUGCAACACAUGAAAUCUUCUCUGUUUAUAAUUUAUAUCAUUAUGAAAUAUUUAAUCAAUCCUUUUUUCCUUACUUAGGAUCUUCCAGAACAUGGAGUAUCCACUGUGUUUGUUAACUUGGGGAACACUAAACUUGAAGUAAGUCUUGUGAAAGGUUUUUUUCGUCUUUGCCAAUUGGUAACCUUUUCACCCUUUAUCUCCCAGAUUUUCUUUGUCACACGCUAAUGACAAGAUGAAAUACAUUUUUGUCCAUUUCCUUACUGAGCUCAAAACUUACCAUCUUUAUUAUUCUGUUUACAAAAACAUGAUGCUAUUGACAUUGCUGAUCCUAGCAGUAUGCAGGGUGCAUGUCAUACAUGAGCUUUGUACUGGGCCUCACUCAUGGAGUCUGUGGCUCAGUUGUAAAGCAUCAGAGGGUGGAAUCUGAAGGUCUAAGGUUCAAUUCCUGAUGAAGACUCAGAAUUUUUUCUUUUUCCUAUGCUUGUGACAAGAUGAAAAACCUCUUUCUCUAUUUUUCACUGAGCUCAAAACUUACCAUCUCUCUUGUUCUAUAAACUGUGUACUUGUUUCUCUAAAUGUAUAUAUGACAAACUAGAAUGAUCAAUGAAUAAUAUUAUUAUUUUAUCAAUAAUGAGGAUACAAAAUCUUUUGGGAAAAGGAAAGCAAAUGAAUAAUUUGUUCAUAUAUUAUCUUUCAUCAGCUUUUACAUCCUUUGGGAGACAACAGCCCGAUAGCUGGUUUUCUGAAUAAAAAAAAAGAUGGUGGAAUUCAUCACAUCUGUAUUGAGGUCAGGCAAAUAUUUGUUUUCAAUUUUUUGUUGAAAGAUUUUGAAUGAGCUUCCCACACAGAGAAAUUGCCUGUGGCCUGUGACUGUCACAUUCCUUUACACCAAAUUUUUAUGUAGGUUGAUGACAUAAAAGAGGCUAUGAAAGAUCUACAAGAACAUAAUAUUAGAGCCCUGAAUCCAGAACCAAAGGUGAAAAUGAAAAUAUUAAAAAAAUGUAACUCUUUAUUUAGUUACAUAACGUUUGUGACUAAACAGUUUUCUGAGUUCAGAUUUUAAGGAUUUGUAUUUUGGUAUUUUUAUUAUUUGGUUAGAUUGGUGCCCAUGGUAAACCUGUAGUGUUUUUACACCCAAAAGACUGUGGUGGAGUUUUGGUUGAAAUGGAACAAGCAUAAGACUUGCAGAGGAAGUUAGAAGAUUUAGUAUCUCUGAGCUCCUGUUGGGAUUUUCCAAAACAAUAACUUGCAACUUUAUUGACUGAGAUGAGAAAUUCAGCCAGGUUAAUAGCUGUGAAAGUUUACUUCAAUGAAAACUCAUAAGAUCAGUGCCUAGAUUUGCAGUGGUGCAGCUUUAAUUUGAUAUCUUGCAAUUUGAUGGAAAACAAUACACAGCAUAGUUAUGCGGCAAGGAAUUAGGCUGGCAAGCUCUGUAGCUCAUUCUCUUGAAUUGCAUAUAGAGGUCAGUUGAGUGAGUGAUGGAUUUGAAAAUGAAUGCAUCAAAACUGGGCCAUUGGAAUAAGGCACAGUGGAAAGUCAGUGAAGAAUUGUAAGAUUUACUUCACUCAAGGAUGAUUUAUAACUGAAUUUGAUCAGUGAAUUUAAUUAUUAUAUCAAAACCAAAAUCAAGGUACAGUUUACUUGAAAAAAAACUCCAAAAUGUAAUCUGCAAAGAGCUAAUUAUAAUCAUUAUGUGUAAUAAGUUAUAACUGACAUGUACUGACCUGGCUGUAAAUUGAUGAGGUUCAAAUAACUUAUGGGUGUAAAAAGAACGGAUAUUAUCAAAAUGAAGGCUUUGUUGUUAGUAAAUUAAUUUGGCUUGCAUUCUUUUGUGUUUUAGAGAGAUUAUUUAAUUGCCUAAAAGACCACUUUAGGUAACUUCUUUUAAAUAUUUGGGUACAACAAGAUAUAUGAUAUUAUGGUCAAUUUAGCUGGCCCUGAUUCAUUUUAAAUUGAUGCAUCUAGAAAUAUUUGUUUUCCGAAUUAUUUUUGCUCAAAAACAAAAAUAGGAUAGCGUUCUGAUGCCAACAAAGAGUUAUUGUAAUCUUAAGUUGAAACUUUCACUCUGAAAUUUUAUUAUUUAUUUCCAAUAACAAUUAUAAGUACUUAAGAUAGGAAAGGGGAUCUUAGAAAAACUUUUUAUACAAAGUGUUCUGGUUGUCAGUCUUGCUACCUGUGCCUUACCACUAGAUUUACCACUGGUCUGAUAUCAGGUCAAAGACCUGUCAACUGAUUUUCUGCUACAAACUGCAAGUUUGUGGGAGAGUCAGUGUUAGCCAUAACUGUCUUCCCAUUAUGUUCAGGGGUGGAUUCAGGAAUUUUUUUAUGAGGAAGAGUUGAAACUUUGAUUCAGAAACUAGAGCCUGGAUGAACUGAGAAAUAUUUCAAGAUAAGUGAAUUUUGGAUACUGUAUGUUUUAGUAGUAACAUGUGAUCCUGUUAGUGCACAAAUUUUAUUUAAAACAAAGCAAAGAACAUGGGCCUGAAGGAAGAGAAGGCCUGGACCCAGAUCCUCCACCUAGAUUUCCUACUGGUGCUUAUUUAAAGCAAGUGAAGAUUCCAUUAGGAGAUAAAACAGAGGAUGGAACAUGAUGAAUUUGUUUGAAUUAUAUGCUAGAAAAUGAAGGGUUAGGGUUAGAUGGUUAAAUUGUUUGAAUAGGAAGAGAGACUCUAUUGUGCCUUUUGUUGAGGUAAUAAGGUAAAUAUUUAGUCCAUGUAGUUACUUAAUUAAGCAAGCAUGGUUACCCUAUAAUCUAGAAGUGAACUUGUUUCACAUUUUUCUUUUAGUUUUUUGACAUUAACCUUAAGCUACCUCAGAUUUUCUCUUCUUCUUCUUCAACUUGAUGUAGUUUUAGAUGCAAUUAUCAAUAUUAGCAACCAGAAGUGCUUGGUUUUACAAUGUAAACUAUCAUUAAUGAAGGGCAAAUGUUCCCCUGCACAUGCACUUGAAUAUUGAUCUUUGUGUUUCCAAGCAACAUGCACAAUUUUAGUUAAAUUAUCAUGCAACAUGUAAUAUAUCGUUUCAAACACAUCAUAAUUGAAUAAACAAUCAACAGUAAAAAUAUCAUAAUUUGCCCUAUGUAGAUCACUUAUUGUAUUCGUUUCUCUUAGCAACAAAUGUUGUGACGUGAUUUCCGGUGCAAUACUGCGGAUGUAAAUCAUGAACAGUAAGACUGCGGUUGGAGUAAUUUGGAUUAAGCAAUCUUCUCAAUUAACCUCGUGUCAUUUCAGGAGUCUUUUGUGCGACGAUAGCGAGUUAUGGUAAAAUUUCCAAGGCGAUUCUUGAUUAUGUAAAAUUCUUCCAAGCCUGCUCGAGACACAGAAACGACCCCACUCAUCCAACGUGUAUCAACGCCGAAAACUGCUAAAACAAGAGCAUUUUCAUGUUUUGUUUACAAGCCGGGAGUUUCUUGUAAAGAAGCACUUAGUCUUGUCAUCAAAACGCGCUCUAUUUUUGAGGCACCAAAGAAGACUUAGCAAGAAAAAGAUCGAACUUAACAUGAAGCUUUGAAUAUAUUUAUGCUUUGCGUUCCUAGUCGCUGAGGAGAGUAUUCUCAUUGCGUGGAAUGGUAAUUUUGCUUUAAACAUAUCACUCGUCACUGAUCUGUGCCAACUUCUUGACAGCUUACGUUGCUCUGGACAUUAUUAAUUUGAUGCUUGAAAUAGCUAUUAUUUGAAGAACAUGGACUUGAGGUCGCCAUAUCUUAAACGACGAACAGCGGGUGCAACAUAGCUUACAUAAUUUGGCGAAUAUCCCUUGAGUUCAUAGAGGAUUGAUAAGAAGGCUGCAGUGCGCUAAAACUUCAAAAGCUGGGGAAAAGAUUUUGCAAAAGUGCUCAAUGUGUGGAGCGCUUGGAGGACGUAAUCAAAAUAGAGUUGUUCCUGUUUCUGAUCUACCUUCGGAAAGAGUCGAAAUACGAAAAGGCAGGUGGUUGAGAGUAGUGCAUUACAAACCUCGAAUAUCGAGGUCCGAUAGCGGUUAUAGCCGUGAUGAUCUUCAGUCUAAUCGCUCGGCUCAUUCGGCGGGUUCAGCCACUUCUGGAGUUGGUGAUCCUGAUUACAAGAAGAUAGUUGUAAUAUUUUUCAUACAUGGAGUUGGUGGUAGCGCUGAUCUUUGGUACGAACAAGUACAAUACUUUUGCAAGGCAGGUUACGAAGUUAUAGCGCCUGACCUGCUAGGACACGGGCAAAGCUCCGCACCGAACAAAACAGCAGAUUACGAAUUUUCUGAACUUUCGUAUGAUUUACUUCGUUUAUUUGAUCGAUACCAUAAGAAGAGGAACGUUUUAGUAGGACAUUCGUAUGGGUAAGUCUUCAUGUUUCUGUACAUCUGUUGCGCCCUUUGUAUCCGAUGAUUGAUCAGUUCCUUACGGAACUAUAUAUGACAAACAGCCCGGCCCCGAGGGUACUUUCCAAAGGAAAGCGAUCUGACUCAACGAGGAGUGUCGUGUGGUGCACUUUGUACUGUGCUUGCUUUCAUUCCAGGAAGUUCCAUAACUGAUUGGUAUUUAUUCUAGCUGCUUCACAUUCCUUGUAAAUUAGUUCCGAGGAUUUGCUGUUAGACCAAUUUAAUUCUACUUGUAUUAUUAAUCCCACUAGGGUAUUCUUAUUUCCUGUUUGCUGGAUACUGUAUGGAUGUUAAAGGGAGAAGUAACAGGUUCAUCACUUCUAGGAGUUCAAGGGUCAACUGAUAUUUCCUUGUUUCUUGUUACUUGAAAGGGUGGAUUAAGUGGGGAGGGUAGGGAGCAAUUAGGAUGCAGCCAUCUGUUUCAUGUUUUUUUUUUGGUUUUUUCUUAUAUUUUGUUUGUUUGUUUGUUUUUUUCUUUGGUGCUUGUUACUUUUGACAACUGAAAAAACUUUGUCAAAGAGUCAGCACCAUGGUGGUUGGCAAGCCAUGCCUUUUAACAAUAUAUUUUAUAAUUUACUCAGGGCAUCAUUUUGUGCAGUGAUUGCAUGUGAGCGUGCUCGACUGGUGUCCAAGAUGGUCCUUAUAUCUGGAGGAGGUCCUACACCACUUGUGGGUGUGGGUACCUGCGAUGUGUUCUGCUUACCAACACUUUUACUGUCUUGCAUCAAACCUGUGUUUUUGUCUGUCUAUGAGAGGUUAGUCUUGCAGAAUAAACAUCUUCAGCAUGACCAAGAAGAAAAUUUUUUUCUAAAAGUUGUUAGAUACUCAGCUGAAAUAAACAUUUUCAAUAGUCAUCUUGAACCCCCGGCUCCCAAGUUACAAACUGAAGAUGGCAAAAUUAUGUAGAAAUGAAACAGAGUUCUCAUUAAAACCAAACAGUUGAGGAGGAGAAUCAUCAAAUCUGAGUAAAGAAUUACAAAUUACUUUCUUAUUACACAAUAACUGGUAUGUCUGGUUAAAAAUUUCAUGACUUUAAUUUUUUCAGGAGGGCAUACAACAGCGUGAGAGCAAGAUCACUCAGGAAGAAAGUGAAAGCCUUUAGUGCUCCACCUUUUGUAAUGAAAGCUGUUAUGGCGGGACAGGUCAGUAAAUCCCUCUGAGUCUUUAAAUGUUACAUUUUGGGUAGUGAUAUUGUUUCAGAACCACCUUAAUUUAAGAAUAACGUGACAAAGAGAUCUCAGUGAUUUUGUGGUUCAUCUUUAGAACAUGGUGUAAUACAUAGUCAAACAAUGUUUUCCAGGUGUGGGAAGAUGGUGAUGAGACAUAUCACCAGGAACUGAUGGUGCCGGCAUUGUUGAUUUAUGGUGCACAGGACAAAUUUGUAACUCUUGAGGAGGAGCAAUGGAUGCAAGAGGUUUGUGAUUGAGCAACAAAGUUUGUGAGUCAUUCCUUCAGGAUUUUAUACUAUAUUUAUUAACUCUACUUGGUUCCAUUUGUAAUAGGUAAUAUACAGUUCAUCUUUAGAGGUUAUUCAAGAUGCAGGCCACAUGGUUAUGGUAGAGUCUCCUGUGAGGUCAGAAAGCAUUUUUUUUGCUAAAACAGAGAAUGAGUGUAUUUUAGAGAGAGUAUGAUUGGAUGCUCUUGUUUUGAGUUCCUGUACUGACUUUACUAGGGCUGUACCAAGAAUUGGCCUAGCUCUGUGCCAAUAAGUAAUUUUUAGUUUCAUAUCAUUUCUGUUGAGAGUGGCUCUCUCAUUAAGUAACUUUCUAAAUGGAUUUAUAAACAUUUAUUAAUUGAAACAAUUUUCAUUAUUAUCAUAAAUGUCUUUGCCAUCUAUACAGAAUAAGUUCCUCACUCAUGUUUUUUUAGCAGCACACGUAGCUUUUUAUUGUGGAGUCUUUUUUGUACAUCUAAAAAAUCUAAGGACUUGGAAGUGCUCAAUUAAAAUGAAGUGAAAUAUUGCUUUUCUGAUAGAAUUGUUCUAUUUCCUUUAUUUUAUAGAGUGAACUGGUUGAUAUAUAACUUUCUUCAGCGUGAUGCCACCACUAGAUCACUACAUGCUGGAAGUCAGUCUUGUAAUCUUUCCUCAAAGGGAUCUCUUCAUGUUGCAUCAAAGGAUGAACCAGCUCCUUCUCGCACUCUCGAGGCUGGACUUCAGACAGUCUCUGAAAGUGUCAAUGAAGAAACCAGACAACACUCAAGUGGAAUGGCACUUGAACCUUCGGGUAAAAAUUCUUUUAACAUCCAAAGCUCACAGGCUUCUCUCAAUGUUCCAGGAAAUGUAGCAUCUGCAAGAAUUUCUACAGCAGAUGAUGUAGAGGAAAUCAUACCAUUGCAGACAGGAGACUCUGAAAUUUGUCUAGAAAUUCCACAGAUGGUUGUCACUGCCAAUAAUGCUUCUCAGCAAGAAACUCAAGAUGACACAAUGCAAGCCCUAACAAAUGAUUUUCAGUAUUCAGAUGGCUCCCUUAGGAAAGAUAAGAAAUCAGAUGAAACUAACGUUAAUGUGUUAGUGAACAGUUCACUGUCCCCAAGUUUAGGAGCAGUUCAAAUAAUGAGACCUUUGGCUGGUGUAGCCUGGACAAAAAACAGCGCUGGUUCCAUUGCAACAAGGAGAUCUUCGCUUAAUUCAUUUCUCAGGCUUUCCAGUAAGAUGGAGCCAAGUGGCUCUAAAAGUGCACCAUCAUCUCCAGUGAGGGAAAGAUCCACAGAAUUUAAAAAUAAGUCUGUCCAAUAAUUUGUGAAUGACUCAAUUCCUCUUAUCUAUUUAAUGUUAAGGGUCACGGGAUGUACAUAUCAAUUUUGGUCAUCAUGUAUACUUAAGAUUCUUGUAAAAAAUAAUUCACAUGGAAAAGUAUUUGCACAGUAUUUAUCUUUAAUUUAAUUGCAAAUCUGGAAAUCUGGUUAUCAUUCUCUAUGGUAUCUUCAGGAGACCAAUGUUCUACAAUUCAAAAAAUGCUAUAUUUAAAUAUAUGCUGAGCCAAAGGCUCUAGGUAUUUCACUUCACUACACAGUAGUGCAGAAUUAGACGCAAAACAUUCUACCUUUGUUACAUUUUUAGGUACCCAAUAGAUAGGCAAAAAUGUACUUUCACAAAAGUAAACUUGUUAAAAAAAUGGAAAACUAUCCUAGAUUCCAUCAAAAAUAUGGUGUGAGGUGAAAAAGAAUGUCACUGAGGACCCUCAAACAGGCCAUGAUACAAUGUACACAAUUAGGGUUAGAUACAAUAAUGAUAAUAUUUUAAAAUAACCUUGUAAUGUUUGCCGUUUUUCAUUAGCUUGAAAGGGGCAUUCAUUUGUCUCAUUUUAUGUAUUUGGAUAGAAGGGUUCCUAUUUAAAGAAACAUGGAAAAAAAAUCCAAAUUUAAACUGCUCAUUUUCUAAGAACAUAACAGGCAGUUUGUGGUAUUUAGAAUCGCAUUACCUCAGUUACAAAGGAAACACAUUAAAAUGAAUCCCUAGCUGGCACCAGAUUGGUGUUUCUUUUUGAACAAAGAAUUUUGUAUGUGUCAUUUGUUCAGUCUGCUAUGAUUUUGGGAUGUGUGUAGCUUGGAGAUUUUUGACUGAGAAUUAUCAAUAACAAUUCUUGACAACAGAGAUUGCUGAAAACCAGCCAUGCAAUUCUGCAAUCUCUGUUGUUAAUGAACAUCAGAU